Aspergillus pseudoviridinutans is the source of this 1995-nucleotide messenger RNA. RefSeq lists its product as uncharacterized. Gene Ontology annotation, biological process: carbohydrate metabolic process. The transcript has 2 exons. The record is from RefSeq and is a predicted model, not a curated record. NCBI's taxonomy places the organism in Eukaryota, Fungi, Ascomycota, Eurotiomycetes, Eurotiales, Aspergillaceae. The coding region runs from base 1 to 1995 and encodes 664 amino acids. Gene Ontology annotation, molecular function: hydrolase activity, hydrolyzing O-glycosyl compounds; carbohydrate binding.
AUGUUCCGUGAGGAAACAAGCCGCCUCAUCUACGAGUACGACGCCGAGCAGCUCUACAUCGAGCCCUGGGGCCCGAAUGCCUUGCGGAUCAGAGCCACAAAAUGCGCGACCAUGCCAACUGAAGACUGGGCGCUCGAGGGGCAGCCUCCUCCCGUAAUGCAUGCCGAAAUCUCCAUUUCCUCAACUGCCGCAAAGAUUACCAACGGCAAGAUCCAGGCUGUCAUUACCAAAUUCGGUAAGCUGACAAUCCUGAAUUCACAAGGCCGUGUUCUACUUGAGGAGUACACGCGCACCCGUCGGGAUAUUCUCGAUUCUAAAUGCAGCGCCAUUGAAAUUGAGGCCCGGGAGUUUAAGCCCAUCCUUGGCGGCGAUUAUCACUUAACGGCACGGUUCGAGAGUGUUGACCCGAAUGAGAAGAUAUUCGGCAUGGGUCAAUACCAGAUGCCAUUCCUGGAUUUGAAGGGUAUAGACCUUGAGCUGGCGCAUCGUAACUCUCAAGCCAGUUGUCCCUUUGCUCUUUCGUCUCUCGGAUACGGAUUUUUAUGGAAUAACCCCGCGAUUGGGCGCGCGGUGUUUGGGAGGAACAUAAUGAGCUUUGAGGCAUACUCGACAAAGGCGAUGGACUACUGGGUUGUGGCGGGAAAUUCACCCGCAGAAAUUGAGGAGCAUUAUGCAAACGUCACCGGCAAAGUCCCCAUGAUGCCUGAAUAUGGCCUUGGUUUCUGGCAGUGUAAGCUGCGCUAUCAGACCCAGGAAGAGCUUCUGGGCGUAGCGAGAGAAUACAAGAGCCGGAACUUACCGAUCGAUCUUAUUGUGAUUGACUUUUUCCACUGGCCUAAGCAAGGGGAGUGGAAGUUCGACCCUGGCUACUGGCCAGAUCCAGCUGCUAUGGUUCAGGAACUGCGUGAGAUGAAUAUUGAGCUCAUGGUUUCCAUCUGGCCUACAGUGGAUAAGAAGUCGGAGAAUUUUGAGGAGAUGCGUGAGCAUGGUCUUCUCAUUCGAGUGGACCGAGGCGUUCGAACUGGCCUGGAUUUUGAGGGCGAGACCAUCCACUUUGAUGCUACGAACCCCAAAGCGAGACAGUACGUUUGGAAAAAGGCUCGGGACAACUACUACGCUAAAUAUGGGAUCAAAGUGUUCUGGCUUGACGAGGCCGAACCGGAAUAUACAGCAUACGAUUUUGACAACUACCGGUACCACCUCGGGUCAAACCUGGCGAUUGGAAAUAUCUAUCCACGAGACUAUGCGCGGGCUUUCUACGAUGGACUGACUGGCGAAGGAGAAGAGAAUGUGGUGAACCUGGUGCGAUGUGCCUGGGCGGGCAGCCAGAAGUAUGGGGCGCUGGUCUGGAGUGGCGACAUCGCCUCCUCGUGGAGCAGCUUUCGGAAUCAGCUAGCCGCUGGACUUAACAUGGGCAUCGCAGGUUUUCCUUGGUGGACCACAGACAUUGGUGGUUUUCAUGGAGGAGAUCCCAAUGACCCAGAAUUCCGCGAACUGCUUGUGCGCUGGUUCCAGUGGGGAGCCUUCUGCCCUGUUAUGCGCUUGCAUGGCGACCGGUUGCCCCGGCAGCCUCAACAGGGCACGACGGGAGGUGCGACGUGUUGUAGCGGUGCAGACAAUGAGGUAUGGUCGUACGGACCGGAAGUGUAUGACAUCUGCAAGAAGUAUAUGCAUAUCMGCGAGGAAUUGCGACCCUACACGCGACAGCUGAUGCGAGAGGCUGCGGAUAAAGGUGCCCCGGUGAUGCGAACUCUCUUUUAUGAAUUUCCGGAAGACGAAACAUGCUGGGAGCUAGGCACUCAGUACAUGUUUGGCCACCAAUUCAUGUGCUGUCCAGUGCUUAGCGCUGGCAUGGCGAAGAUGACGGUCUAUCUCCCCCACCUGCCUGCUGAAAGGAAGUGGAAGGCAUUCCAGGGGAACGAUGUCUGGGAAGGUGGCCAAUGGAUCGAGGUUGACUGCCCCAUAGCUACGAUGCCUGUUUUUGUGAAAGACUAG